This is a messenger RNA of Myotis lucifugus (little brown bat), 2010 nucleotides long. It is a transcript of the gene ISCA1, whose product is annotated as iron-sulfur cluster assembly 1. Gene Ontology annotation, biological process: iron-sulfur cluster assembly. The record is from RefSeq and is a predicted model, not a curated record. Lineage: Eukaryota; Metazoa; Chordata; Mammalia; Chiroptera; Vespertilionidae. Gene Ontology annotation, molecular function: 2 iron, 2 sulfur cluster binding. Bases 105 to 494 code for a protein of 129 amino acids. The transcript is spliced from 4 exons. Gene Ontology annotation, cellular component: cytoplasm; mitochondrion.
CCAGCGGCGGAGCUUGUGGCGUCAAUGCGCCGCUGUGUGUCCAUGGAGAGCGGCUGAGGCAUCUGAGCUGCGGCCCGAGACAUCAGGGCGCCGGGCCGGCCAGGAUGUCGGCUUCGUUAGUCCGGGCCACCGUCCGGGCUGUGAGCAAGAGGAAGCUGCAGGCCACCCGGGCCGCCCUCACCCUGACACCUUCAGCAGUAAACAAGAUAAAACAACUUCUUAAAGAUAAGCCUGAACAUGUAGGCUUGAAAGUUGGUGUCCGAACCAGGGGUUGCAAUGGCCUUUCUUAUACUCUAGAAUAUACAAAAACAAAAGGAGAUUCUGAUGAAGAAGUUGUUCAAGAUGGAGUCAGAGUGUUCAUCGAAAAGAAAGCACAGCUAACACUUUUAGGAACAGAAAUGGACUAUGUUGAGGACAAAUUAUCCAGUGAGUUUGUGUUCAAUAACCCCAACAUCAAAGGAACAUGUGGCUGUGGAGAAAGCUUUAAUAUUUGACUCCUCAGGACUACUCUGGCUGUAAGCUCCAGGAAAGCUGUGGAAGAAAUCGUGACUGUCACAUGCUUAAGGUUGACAAUGCAUGGCUGCCUUAGGAGGAAAAUAAGCAUUUUGAAAAUGAAGCCAGUGUGUUAGAUUUCAGAAGUGAUAUUUGUCUUCUUUUUAGGGGACAAUAUGAGAAGCCAUCACUCUCUUUGGGUCAUUUUUCUGAUCUGUAAAGAAAAAUAAAUCCUGCCCUGUACUUAAUUCUCUUGCAUCCUUUCUGUUAGAACCAGUUUUACAGAAGGUGCCGGCCUGGGAGGAUUUCGGGAAACACAUUCUUAGUCGGUGUGCACACUGUAUCUCUGUUGAAUGGCUUGAAUGUGCAUCUCUAGGCCAGAUUGAUGGUUCUUAAAAUUCAGAGGCAGAAAGUCCUGACUGCUAGUUGACAUGGCGAUGCAUUGUUUUUCUACCCAAACUUGGCUCAGCCUUUCUACAUUUGUAUCCAAAAUUUCAUUGACAGAUGCCUCAUUUCCUUACCCUUUAGCAGCAUCAGCCAUCAAAUGAAAGUGUCAAAGAUUUCCUUGAAAUACAGUGCAGAAUGGUUUUGAGUGAUGGCAUCAAAGGUAAGAAAUACUUCACCCACCAUUUUUCAUCCAUUUUCUUUGCCACUCUAAACAUCUGCUGAAGAUGGAAUCUCAAGCUUAGAUUCUUUUAUUUGAAAGGUCUCCUACAAGCCAUCUAGCCCCUCCCCAUCAAUUCUGUACAUUAGGAAGCAAAACCCCAGGGAAGGAGGAGGGCUUGUGCCCACCUGCACAGACAGAGCGGGGACUACUCACAUCUCCCCUUCCAUUCAGGUGACAGGCCAGCCCGGAGCACCAAGGCAGGCAGCGAAGGUAAAUGGGCGAUCUGACUUCUCUAGCUGGUUGACGUUUCGAUAAGAUUUCUGUGUAAAUUGAUGGAGAUCAUAUUUUUAUUUUGAGUGAGAAGAAUCUUAUUUGUUAACUCCUUUAUGUGAAUGACCACGUUGCUUUUGAAGUAUGAAGCAGUGGUUUAUACCUGCAGGGAAGACGUGGUAACCCAGCGCACCCUUUUGGAAUGUAGUAGUGAGUGUAGCAGAGCACAGGGGUCUUCUCCUGAAAUUCCCAGGAUGCAUAUACUUUCUGGAUCCUAAGUCCAAGUGCUAAAAUUUUUAAAUCUUAAUAUUUUAACCCAACAUUUUGAUCACCAAUUUUUCUUUUUAACAGUGUUCCUUUUGUAAUUUAAUUCUUAAUUUUCCUGAGCUUGACAUAUUAUUUUAUGAGAUGCCAUAUGCUUGAAAGCCAAGUCUUAUGAAUUGAAGUAGCUGAGUUCCUUCAUGUUUGUCGUAUUUACUAAAGUACCUGUCACAAAUUGCACCAAAACCUAGAGCAGUUGCUUUAUGCUCAUGAGUUUGUAUUAAUAUAAUUGUCAACCCACUUAUAAUUUGUGCAAUACUGAAUGUAUGUAGUGAUUUGAGUUGUCAAUUAAAAAAUGUGGCCUCUUUGUGAUCAUGAAA